AUUCAGAGAAGAUGGCACAAUAUUUAGAAGAGGAACGACAUAUGAGAGAAGAAAACUUGAGACUUCAAAGAAAAUUACAGAGGGAAAUGGAACGUAGGGAAGCGCUCUGCAGGCAGCUGUCAGAAAGUGAAUCCAGCUUAGAAAUGGAUGACGAGAGGUAUUUCAAUGAGAUGUCUGCACAAGGAUUAAGACCUCGCACUGUGUCCAGUCCUAUCCCUUAUACACCCUCACCAAGUUCUAGCAGACCUAUAUCACCUGGUCUGUCAUAUGCAAGUCACACAGUUGGUUUCACACCACCAACUUCACUGACUAGAGCUGGAAUGUCUUACUACAAUUCCCCAGGCCUUCAUGUGCAACAUAUGGGACCAUCCCAUGCUAUUACAAGGCCAUCACCGCGAAGAAGUAACAGCCCCGACAAAUUUAAACGUCCCACUCCUCCUCCUUCUCCAAACACGCAGACCCCAGUGCAGCCACCUCCGCCACCACCUCCACCGUCUGUGCAACCUACGGUCCAAUCCGCAGCGUCGCAGUCAGCCACUUUUCAACAUUCAGUGCAUCCCUCCUCUCAGCCUUAGUGCAUGUGCUCAGCAGUCUGUGUGUCAGAAGUGGACUCAUAACAUGGAGCAGUUUACUAAAAGCCAAAGGCUUACUUGGCAUAUUUGGAUUUGACUUAUUUGCACUGAGGUUAUAUAGGCUUCACUGUUAAUUGUGUUGUAAACGUUUGUAUAAAAUGCAGCCAGUGUUGUGGGUCUACAACACUAACUUAACAAAGUUUUCCAUCAGUGUUUACUUGAACUACGUGUAUGUCCAUUCUCUGGCUGGAACAUUUGCUACUCUGUUUGGUAAUACGGCAUUAUGUCGUUUUGCUUGGCUCCAAAGCUUCAUUUUCCUGGCUUUUAGGUUUGUAAAGUUAAAGGGAUACCUUUUUAUAUUUUUUCAUGACGAUUUGCAGAAAAUUAAAGGCAUGAUGGGCUAUAUGACAAAUUCUGAAAUAUUACAGUGUUUACCAAGCUUAUAGAAAAUCAGCACUACGUUUCAGUCAUUUGAAAUAACGACUUCUAGUGCAAAAGUGAGUCAGACACCCUGAUCAGUGCCCAAGACACAUACUCUGUUGUAUUACAUAGUAAAUAAGCUUAAUUCAGCACACAAGACGCAUCCGUUCUUCUCCUGUUUUAAAAGCACCUCAAGCAUAUGGUACAGUCUGAAUUUUACAGUGAGGGAACUGGCUUGUUGGAGUCUGUGGAAUGUACAAUUCGUGGACCUUAAGGUUUGAUGAUUUCGCUUGACAUUUACAUUAACCUGUAAGCUGCCCAUACUGUGUGAUCUGUCACGAUUAACUUCGGUAAGUGUGGUCCUGCCCACAGGUUACUGAUUGCUGAUUAAAGUGUGCUCUUUGGUUUUUUUGCUGCAGAAGGCAAUGUGAUUGUAGAGAACAGCUGAUGAGAAUUCUUUUCUUGUUAAAAUAUAUUAAUUGUGACUCCCCUGAGGCAAAGUUUUACCAGCUUAUUCUAAAUGAUCAAAAGUCUGUUAGAAAAUAAGAUACAAGAUGAGCAUAUAGGAAUAUUUUGGCAUAACGGCCAAAAUGUUGUAUUGCUUGGUAGAAACAGAGUACAAGAAAGUAGCACAACGUGGCACUAAUGAAUGCUUCUUUAGCAGCCUAAGCCGGUACAAUGUAUAAAGAGAUGUAUUCUGAAUACAUUCUUUCCAUUCGUUUAGCACAAAUAAAUUGGUUUCACUUUGCAGUGGAACAAAGUGUCACUUCUUGAUAUUGACAUCCUAGUUAUAUUUUAUCCCCAGGUUCCUGUUGAGUACUGACGAUUAUAUAUUAUUGAUGAUUUUAAGUGGUUUACCUCAUAUAUAUGGAUAUGUGGGCCAUGGAAAAUGACAAGAGAAUGUUUAUUUUAUGAGAAUAUGUAUCUGGCUAUAAUCAGAGCAGAAGAUGAGUAAUUUAUCUUUUGUUUACAAAAGUUUGUUUGACAUGCCUAAUGCUUUAUUAAGGACAUUUUUAAGAAGGAAGUAGAGCAUUCUGGUAGUAUACUAACACUUGUACAUAUGUUUUCAUGUUUGCCGCUCACCUAUUGAGUAAGAAUUGCAAACUGAAGAUCUCUAUAAAAUUAGUGCUCUAAAUCAAAAUAGUAAGUUAAAAUAAUGUUGUAAAAGGUUCCACUUAGGGCAAAACUAGAACUUCUUCACUGUAGUUAUGUAGUUUCAGCUCUGAAAUAACUUAGAGAAAUGCAUAUAUAGUCUGUUAAACUUCUUAAACCGAUACGGGAUCAAGUGCAUUAUCAAAUGACAUUAGUUGUGGUAGUGACUCUCCAAUCAAGUGAUUCUCAAGAUUUUGGCAGACCUAAAAUUUGACCAGUGCUUCCAUCUGAAAAUAAUUGACCAUAGCAGAUGCUCACCUUUGCAUAGAGGAAACUCAGCUGUGAGUGUUGUAAUUAAAGAGAGCUCCUGAAUCAGUAGUAGGAUUGCGUGUGAGAGAAUUACAGGCAGUCAGAGGUGGCACUAAGGUCAAGAUCGGACUGGUUUAAUUUGAUGCUUGUCCUUUUGUAAACAUAAGACGAAUAUAAAAAAAACCAACCUCUUUUAUAAGUAGAAUUCCAAGUAUACCACUAUUUAAAAUGGUGCCCUCCUUCCUGAAGUGCUUUGAGAUUCUUGGACAUACGGCUCUAUAGAAUGUGAGCUUAUAGUGGUGGUAGUAUAAGUGCUGGGGGGGAGGGGAGGGUGGGAAGGGGGAACGCCUUUGACAGUGUUGUUCUGAGAUCUUAAAAAUGAAAAUUGCCUGGAAGAAUUGACAUUUGAAGCAUAUUCCAAAACUGAAAUUGCAUGACCCAAGUUCAGCUGCUGUUAUAAAGUGUCUUAGAGAACUCUCCUUACUAUUCCAGUGGGACUGUUACCAGAGGAAAGUAAAGAACUGACAAAUGUAAUUAAAUCCUGGGAGCGUAACAAGGCGCCAAGUCGGCCUUAGCCAACUAAGAACGUUGAACAAACAUUUGCUUGCAGUCAGAAGUGUUAAAUUCUAUUUGUAGACUUUUGAAUACGAUGAGGAAUUGUGCACAACCAUCUCCUAAUAAAUGCAAAUGGAUUU
Messenger RNA from Mesitornis unicolor (brown roatelo), 3088 nucleotides. RefSeq names its product coiled-coil domain-containing protein 6. The record is from RefSeq and is a predicted model, not a curated record. Lineage: Eukaryota; Metazoa; Chordata; Aves; Mesitornithiformes; Mesitornithidae. Bases 12 to 575 code for a protein of 187 amino acids. The transcript is spliced from 4 exons.